AUGUAGAAGCAUGCACGCGCGGGUGAGGUUGCAUAUUUCAUCUCGCGAUGCAUGAGCGCAGUCUGACCGCUGUGACAGAGUCAUGAUGGCCGCCGUACGUCGGGCUUUAUUUCUUCGAAACAAGUUCACCGCUUCCCUGAAUGCUUUAAACGUUUGUAUCAACAACCGAUUUUCUCUCAAGGAAAGAUCUCUUCUGAAGCGUUUCGGGACUGGACUGUGUAUUACUCUCGGCGGAUUCGCUGUUUACUGCCAAUACAAUUCAACCUCGCAACGGGAAAACAAAGCUGGUCUGCGCGCAAGGAUUUCUCCGCUUCCAGCUGUUCUUGCAAAAGAGAAGGUCAGUGCAUCCACUGAAGAUGAAGAAGUGUCCAUGUCAGCCCAUAAGCACAGAUUCAGACUCUUCAGCUCACUGGAGAUUGAUGGACAGCUCUACAUGACCCCGCUUGACUUCAUUGAGUCCACCACCAUGAGUGAACCAAAGAAAAAGAGAUUUUGGAGAUCUCUCACAAAACAGGAUCUAGACAAGAUACUGGCUGAUACUCCACCUGUUUGGAAAGGAUCUUCAAGUUUUUUCAGAAACCUCCGGGAAAAAGGCAUCAUCGCUUACACCGAGUAUCUGUUUCUGCUUUGCAUUUUGACAAAGCCACAUGCAGGUUUCAAAAUAGCUUUCAACAUGUUUGAUGCAGAUGGCAAUAAAAUGGUGGAUAAGAGGGAAUUUAUGGUGCUUGAGGAAAUAUUUCGAAAGAAAAACGAAAAGAGAAAAGAGCGCGGAGGAGAUCCUGAAAAUUCAUCUCAACUGAGUGUGGAACUGUACGGAUAUCAAGGUUCCGUCAGCAGUAAUGUGCUUAAAAAAGACCAGCCUCAGUCUGAACCCAGACAUUUCUGGGAUGUUCUGAGGCAGGGUGCAAGAAUAGUUCUCUUUUCAGAUCUGACAGAGCACGAACCAGAAAAUGCCACUGAAACAACUCUGCUAGUGCAUUUCUUUGGAAGAAAGGGCAAACGUGAACUUAACUUUGAUGACUUCUACAGAUUCAUGGAUAACCUGCAGACAGAGGUCCUUGAGAUUGAGUUCCUCAGCUAUUCCAAGGGAAUGACCACCAUCAGCGAAGAGGACUUUGCGCGUAUCCUGCUACGUUACACCAUGGUGGAGAACAUUACCGGCUACCUUGAGAAUGUGCGUCAAAGCAUACCAGAUGAGAAGGGUAUCAGUUUUGAAGAGUUUAGGUCCUUCUUUCAGUUCCUUAACAACUUAGAGGAUUUUACCAUUGCCAUGCAGAUGUACAACUAUGCAAAUCGCCCAAUUGGACAAGAUGAGUUUGGCCGUGCAGUUUAUGUGGCCACCGGACUGAAGCUCUCACGUCACCUUGUGAACACUGUGUUUAAGAUCUUUGACGUGGACCACGAUGACCAGCUCAGCUACAAAGAGUUCAUUGGGAUUAUGAAGGACCGGCUGCACCGUGGCUCCUGGGGAUACAAAGGUGAAGAGAAGUUCACAUCCUUUAAAGCCUGUAUGAAGAAGGAACUCGUUGGCAAAUAGGUAGAAGUCAUCAGCAUUUCUCUCUCACUUAUAAAGAAAUCUCAAGAUGGAUUAAAGCUCUGCAGUGACCUACUGCUAUUAUCUACCAGACCUGUGUCCAAUUAGAUUAACACACGCUACCUCAAUGGCCUAUAGUUACAGCUAUAUGAAUUGUCAGGAAUUUUUAAACUCCUUAAAAGCCAUGAACUAAAGGGUAUACCACUUCUAUGAAACCGCCAUUCAAGUUUUAUGAAUUAGAAAAGUUGUUUUUUAAAGGUCUUACAAAUGGGUCCUGCAUCUACAUUUUAGGAUAAAUGAUGCCGUUUUUAUCUCCAUUAAAUUGUACUUUAUAAAUGAACUGUUUUAGUUUAAACUGUUAUUUUGUGAAUAUACCACAUAUUUUAUAAUACUUCUUCAAAAUAGAAUGUGGUUCAUUCUGAUGUAGUAAAUUGUAUUUAUUCUAUAUAUUUAUCUAUAAAUGAUAGGAAUUAUAAAACAGAUAAUCUUUCCUUACAAUGAGCACAUUGCUAACAUAGUUUCUCUGAACUUGUCCAUUGCCCACCAACCAGAUCAGUUUACACAGGGUCUGAUGGCGAUGAAUGCACAGAGCAAUAAUUGAUUCCUCGGUAAUCUCACAAUGUGCUACAAGUACACAUCUCUUUAUAUGAGCUUCUUACAAUGGCACUGCUUGAAGGAACAUCUUGCAAAGCCUACAUAACAAGCACACAAAACGCUCAGUGCAGCAGAACACUCACUAUCUGAAAGGAGUGAUAUAUCAUGUUUGUCUUUCUACAGAAUGUUAACCAUAGAUUUAUUCUCAUUGUAUUCUAUAUUAUUAUUGAAAGAAGUUAGGCUAAACAUAUUACAGUGUGUAUUCUCAGAUCUGUACCAUUGUCUGAAUAAAAAGUCUUUUGCAUAGUGUUAACAUUGAUAUGAUGAAUUAUUUAAGUUCACAAUAAAAAAAAGAUUGCAGUGGGUUAUCUUUUUUGAUCUGCGUCUAGCUCGUGCCCCUAAAACACCUUUCAUGAAGUUUGCUGUGAAAAUUGACACCUAAUUGUUAAUCUCACCAUGUAGGCCUAUUUAUACAAGGUAAUACCAAUGGCUUACACACUCAAUGGCUUACAUUUUUAUGGUUUCCAU
Molecule: messenger RNA, 2656 nt
Organism: Triplophysa rosa
Lineage: Eukaryota; Metazoa; Chordata; Actinopteri; Cypriniformes; Nemacheilidae
Gene: micu3b
Product: mitochondrial calcium uptake family, member 3b
Exons: 15
Coding region: 83-1537 (484 amino acids)
Biological process (GO): calcium import into the mitochondrion; mitochondrial calcium ion homeostasis
Cellular component (GO): uniplex complex
Molecular function (GO): calcium ion binding
Source: RefSeq, a predicted model, not a curated record